AAAUGAAACUAAAAGAAUUGAGAGUGUUUGGCUGUUCUCUAAAUCUUAUUUAUAAUAUAAAAUUUUAACAUCAUAACAUAUAAUACUAAUUCAUUAUAUUAAAUUCAUAACUACAAACCCGCACAUCCAGUUUAAAAAAAUACAAACUGCAAAAUAUUUCAAACCGUAUUUUUUAUACAAUAUAAUAUUAUGGAGUGCGAGCAAUUUGUACAGUGUGAGCAGUUUAACAAACUAAUUGAUAGUUUUGAGGCAUCAUCCAUAAAAUUUAGGCAUUUUUUCAAAAUAAUAAUAAUAACAAUAAAGAAGUUGAAGAAGAAGAAAGAUGUUGAAAUUGGAAACGCAAUCGCAAAAUUCUGAUUCGUAAAACAAAACCCCCUUUUUCAUGCUCAACUAGCUCCAAACCAAACCAAAUGCCUUCCUCUGAGAUCGAGAUUGAGGUCAUUUCAUCGGAAUCCAAGUCCCAAUCUCCUCCUCCUCCUCCUAACGAAGUCAACAUCUUCGACGUUUUCUCCGCUUCCGCUUAUGGCGAUUUCAACAAAUUACGAAUCUUCGUUGAGGAAGAUGCUUCUUCUCUCACUAAGCCCGAUAACAAUGGCUAUUACGCCCUUCAGUGGGCUGCUCUCAAUAAUUUUCCCCAUAUUGCUCAUUACAUCAUUGAGCAUGGAGGCGAUGUCAAUGCAGCUGAUAACGUGCAACAAACAGCAUUGCAUUGGGCAGCAGUGCGAGGUGGGAUUGCUGUGGCAGAUGUGCUCUUGCAGAAUGGUGCCCGGGUUGAGGCCUCUGAUUUAAAUGGUUACCGGGCAGUUCAUGUUGCUGCUCAAUAUGGACAAACAGCUUUCUUGAAUCAUAUUGUUGCCAAGUAUCAUGCUGAUUUCGAUGCACCAGAUAACGAGGGGAGAAGUCCUCUUCAUUGGGCUGCUUAUAAGGGAUUUGCAGAUACUAUUCGAUUACUUUUGUUUAGAGAUGCAUCCCAAGCGAGAAAAGAUAAAGAAGGUUGUACUCCAUUGCACUGGGCUGCAAUGAGAGGUCAUGUGGAAGCUUGCACUGUGCUUGUACAUGCGGGCACCAAGCAGGAGUUAAUGGUGAAAGAUAAUGCUGGGUUUACUCCAGUUCAGCUUGCAUCUGAUAAAGGUCAUCGGAGUAUCGCUCUUGUACUUUCUAAUGCACAGCGUGCUAAUAGCAAGAGUUGGAGAGACAGAUUUAUUAGUGGGAAGAUUCUUACUAAUGGGUAUGCCCCUAUUUUAUUGUGUAUAAUAAUUGGUCCCCUGAUUCUCUUCAUGAAUUCAGUUCUUGCAGCUCCUAAUAUGACGAAAGUUACCGCUGUUGUUGGCCUCUGGGGGUGGACUGCGGUUUCUCUGGCAAUUGGCUCAUUGAUAAUGUUCUAUAGGUGUAGUAGUAAAGAUCCAGGUUAUAUAAAAAGACCAGGGGACUCGGGUUUCUCUGUCGACACAGAGGAUCUACUAUUGAAAAUUGAUCAUAACUGCUCUUCCGAAUGGACUGGAAAUUGGUCUCAACUUUGUCCGACCUGCAAGAUAAUUAGACCUGUUCGUGCUAAGCACUGUCCUACAUGUAACCGAUGUGUAGAACAGUUCGACCAUCAUUGUCCAUGGAUUUCUAACUGUGUGGGGAAGAGGAACAAGCGAGAUUUCUUCAUAUUUAUCUGCAUGGGAACAAUGACGGCAUUGAUUUCUGCCGUAGUUUCUGUUCAAAGGAUUUGGACAGCGAUACCAUCAUUGCAAGGCGAAGAGAGUUGGAUUCAUUUCGUGCUAGUUCACUAUCCCGGCGCAGUUGCGUUUUUGGCGAUGGAUUUCAUUGUUUGUAUUGUCGUGACAACACUGACCAUAGCGCAGGCUUCUCAGAUAGCUCGAAACAUCACAACAAACGAAUUAGCAAAUGCCAUUCGGUAUGGAUAUCUCCGCGGGCCAGAUGGGAAGUUCCGUAACCCCUACAAUCAUGGUUUUCGGAAAAACUGUGGAGAUUUUCUCAUCAAGGGUUACACAGAUGAUGAGAAAAUUGCUUGGCCUCCAUUGCAGCAAGUUGCAAGUUAGUAGAACCGGUCUGGUCGGUUGGCCGACCGGCCGGUAUGUGUAACCCUAAUUUGUAGGGGUGAUAUUUUUUUUCUUCUUUCCUUGUUUAUGGAUGGGAUGAGAUCAUGUAAAAGAUACCAAGUCCUUUGUUGUAUGUACAUACAAAAACAAUUCAAAUAAUCAAACAAGAAAUAAAAUUAUGUGGAUGUCCAAAUCUUUUAUUUAUUACCAUUAAUGUAAUCAACAUUCCCUUUUUCUUA
Messenger RNA from Cannabis sativa, 2287 nucleotides. RefSeq names its product probable protein S-acyltransferase 23. Gene Ontology annotation, molecular function: palmitoyltransferase activity; protein binding. The transcript is spliced from 13 exons. The record is from RefSeq and is a predicted model, not a curated record. Gene Ontology annotation, biological process: protein palmitoylation. Gene Ontology annotation, cellular component: Golgi membrane. NCBI's taxonomy places the organism in Eukaryota, Viridiplantae, Streptophyta, Magnoliopsida, Rosales, Cannabaceae. Bases 411 to 2048 code for a protein of 545 amino acids.